Molecule: messenger RNA, 4760 nt
Organism: Oncorhynchus tshawytscha (Chinook salmon)
Lineage: Eukaryota; Metazoa; Chordata; Actinopteri; Salmoniformes; Salmonidae
Product: calumenin-B
Exons: 7
Coding region: 161-1111 (316 amino acids)
Cellular component (GO): endoplasmic reticulum
Molecular function (GO): calcium ion binding
Source: RefSeq, a predicted model, not a curated record
ACCAAUCAAAAGGCCGAAGCUGUCCAGAAGUGGAGUAAUGGCGGAGCGGUAUGAAACAAGCUAAUCUUAGUACAGGAAACGACUUUACUACGGCGAUGGGUGUGUAUCCGGAGUAGAUGACGUUGACGGUCAAAAUCGAACGACUUCAGAAAGACCGAGUAUGGCGCUGCGGCCGUUGGUCAUGUGUUUUGCGCUGUGCGUGGUGCACGCCUCCAGUAAACCCACCAUCGACAAGAAGGACCGUGUCAUUCAUGACGACCUGCUUAGCAACCGCAACCAUGACGACGCAGAUAACUUUGAUUAUGACCAUGAAGCGUUUCUUGGACAGGAUGAGGCCAAGACCUUCGAUCAGCUCACACCUGAAGAGAGCAAGGAGAGAUUGGGUAUGUUGGUAGAGCGUAUAGAUGAGGACAAGAAUGGGUAUGUGUCAGUAGAGGAGAUGAAGAAGUGGAUCAAACACAGUCAGAAGAGGUGGAUCUAUGAUGAUGUGGACCGCCAGUGGAAAGGUCAUGACCUUAACGGAGAUGGACUGGUGUCCUGGGAGGAGUACAAGAAUGCCACAUACGGAUACAUACUGGAUGAUCCAGACCCAGAAGAUGGCUUCAGCUACAGACAGAUGAUGUCACGUGACGAGAGGAGAUUCAAAAUGGCCGACCUGGACGCUGACCUGAAGGCCAAUAAAGAGGAGUUUACAGCCUUCCUCCAUCCUGAGGAGUACGACCAUAUGAAGGAUAUAGUUGUACUGGAGACCAUGGAGGACAUUGAUAAAAAUGGAGACGGCUUCAUAGAUCUGGAGGAGUACAUAGGUGACAUGUAUAACCAGGAGGGUGAUCCUUCAGAGCCAGAGUGGGUGAAGACAGAACGAGAACAGUUUACAGAGUUCAGAGAUAAAAACAAAGAUGGCCGCAUGGACAAGGAGGAGACCAGAGACUGGAUCCUCCCUUCAGACUACGACCAUGCAGAGGCAGAAGCCAAACAUCUGGUCUACGAGUCAGAUAAUGACAAGGACGGCCAUCUGACCAAGGCAGAGAUCGUAGAGAAGUAUGACCUCUUCGUUGGCAGCCAGGCUACUGACUUUGGAGAAGCCUUGGCAAGACAUGAUGAAUUCUAACCUUCCACUUCCCACACAGGGUUGGGCUCAAUUCAGUCAUGGAGUUGAAAUCCCAAUUAAAAACACUAUAUGGAGAAUAGGGUGACGUUUCACACUAGUGUACUAAGUAGUGUACGAGUUUGGAUAUCAAGACACACCUCCUGGUUUGGCUCCACCUCCACCAUCCUCUCGUCCAAUCCGGACAAUGGAAAGGAUAUACAGCAUUUCCUUUGUCUUCGUUUGCAGAUCAACUUUGUUUUUGUAAAAAGUGACAGAAUACAGAUGUUAGUGUUUGUUUUGGUAGCCUUGUUUGAACAAUGUGUCAGGUGUGCAAUGAAGGGCAGAACUGUGCAUGUUGUGGUCAUUUCAGGUUUCAAUUCAGGAAGUGAGUAAAAAUUCAAUAGAAAAAGUGAAUUGAUCCCAACCCUGGUGUUUGUUCUGCUAUGCACUGGACUAUGAAGGGGAGAUGUACAGUGCCCUCUACUAAUAUUGGCACCCUUGGUGAAUAUGAGCAAACGGGCUGUGAAAAAAAAAAUGUAUUUGUUUAUCCUUUUGAUCUUUCUUUCAAUAUAUUCACAUAAAUCUAACCUUUUAAUUAAAGUAAAAUUAUUUGAAAAAAAUGUAUCAUAAAACAAAUAAUUUUCUCUGUAUGCCACAAUUAUUGGCUCCCCUUCAUUCAAUACUUUGUGCAACCUCCCUUUGUCACGAUAACAGCUCUGAGACUCCUAUAAUACGUAAUGAGGUUGGAGAACACAUGGCAAGGGAUCUGAGACCAUUCCUCCAAACAGAAUCUCUUCAGAUUCUGAGGUCCACUCUCCUCUUCAGCUCAUCCCACAGGUUUUCUAUGGGGUUUAGGCCAGGGGACUGGGAUGGCCAUGGCAAAAUCUUGAUUCUGUGGUCAGUGAACCAUUUUUGUGUUGAUUUUGAGGAGUGCUUUGGAUCAUGUACUGCUGAAAGGUCCAACCAUGUCCCAGUUUAUAUCUGCUGGUACUUGUCCAUGAUACCAUUUUUCCUAACAAGUUGUCUAGGGCCUUUGGAAGAAAAACAGCCCCAUAACAUCAAAGAUCCACCACCAUACUUCACAGUGGGGAUGAGGUACUUUUUUACAUGGCUAUCUUUGUCUAUGCCAGACCUACCUCUGGUGUUUGUUUCCAAAAAGCUCUAUUUUGGUCUCAUCUGACCAUAGAACCCAGUUCCAUUGAAAGCUCCGGUAAAGUUUUGCAAAAUGUAGGCACUUGAGUUUGACAGCAAAGGCUUUUUUUUUGGCAACUCUCCCAAACAACUUGUGGUUAUGUAGGUGCGUCUGAUUGUAGUUUUGGAGACUUUCGGAUCCCAAGACCCAACUAACGUCUGCAAUUCACCAGCUGUGAUCCUUGAAGAUUUUUUGGCCACUCGAACCAUCCUUGCUGCGUGGGGUCAAUAUAGACACACGUCCUCUUCCAGGCUGAUUGUUAACUUCUCUCCAGUUGCUUUAAACUUCUUAAUUAUUGACCUGAUAGUGGAAAUGGGCAUUUUCAACCAUCGGGUCUUUCUUAUAGUGAUUGAUGAUGGGAAUUUGACCUGUGUGUCACCUCAUAUUUAUACCCCAGUGAAACGGGAAUUCAUGGCUUACCACUUAUGUGUUCCUAAUCAUUCAGGUGAACUUAAUGUAAAAUAUUAAUGUGAAUAUACUUCAGUUAGAUUUUACCUAUAAGAAUAUCUAGGAGUGCCAAUAAUUGUGGCACAUGCUUCGUCAAAAAAUAUUUAUUUCACAAUUUUUUUUCUCAAUUUUACUUUAAUUAAAAGUUACAGUUUUGUGAAUAUUUGGAAUGAAAGACCAAAAGGAUAAAGAGUAAAGAUUUUUUUUUUUUCACAGCCCGUUUUGUGAAUAUUUACUAAGGGUGCCAAUAUUGGUGGAGGGCACUAUAACACGGUCCACUCUAUAAGCUACUACCACAAACUGCUCUUUUGAUUUCAUUGGCUAGCAGUGUCUUCAUCCCACCACUCCCCAAAUGUGGCCAAUCCUCCCAGGGUUAAGGUUAGUGGUUGUAGCCCAGGGAUAAUCAACUAGAUUCACCCGUGGGACGAUUUUUAAUAUAUUUUUUAUUGAGUGGAUGGUCGAGGGGCCAGAACAAAAUGAAGCAAUAAGGCCCGAUGGGGUGUAGUAUAUGGCCAAUAUACCACGGCUGUACCAAGGGCUGUUAUGCACGAUGCAGCGCAGAGUGCCUGGAUACAGUCCUUAGCUGUGGUAUAUUGGCCAUAUACCACAAACCUGCGGUGCCUUAUUACCAUUAUAAACUGGUUACUAAAAAUAAAUGUUUUGUCAUAACUGUGGUAUACGGUAUGAUAUUCUACAGCUGUCAGCUAAUCAGCAUUCAGGGCUUGAACCACUCAGUUUAUAAUUACAAAUCAUUUGUAGACUGCAAAUUGACUGCAAUAAGACCAAACACAUUUGACUAAAACAUAAUAAUUUCAAACCUUGCUUACAUUUGUAUACGAUCCACGUGUCUAUUAUGCAUGGGUAUACUUGAACGGAUUUCUUAAAUCAAAGUCAGUUGGACCUAAUUUCCUAGUGUUUUUACAGUCUUAUGUGUGACAAUGUAAAACAAAUGAUGUCAUUGUUUUUUUUGGCUCAGAAAACUCGGGCCGCUUGCCACCAGUUGGGAAACACUGUUGUAGCUCAUGGAGUGGGCCUCAUCAAAGCCUCGUGAAGACUGUUUGGACGCGUGCAAUACAACACCACCAUAGGGACCGGGGUGUGUGUCGGCCAAUAGCGGUCCCCCGUGUCCCCUGUGUGCAGGUUUUAGUUCCUACAUGUGUGUAGGAGCUUGGCUCAAUUAGGGGUUAGAUCAGUUAUUUUUUAUUAUUUACUUCAGUCUGGGCACCCUCUGGGUCGUACAUUUCUGAUCUAGUACCUGUACUAGCACAACAUAUUUAUAGCCCUGUGUUAGUACAGGGCUGGAACAAAAAUGCAAAACACGGGUGUUUCACUCAAGGACCAGAGUUGCGAAACACUGGAUGGGAAAUAGAGAGAAACUGUAGGACUCUUUCCUCCUUUCUUUCUCUCUUGCUGUGUGUGUCCCUCCACUGAGUGCCUCCUUUAGUUUUAUUUUGGUAUCUACUGAAUAGUCUUCUGUACUACACACACAUACUACAUAUGUUUGGAGGUUUAUGAAAGUAUUAUUUCUCCUGUCCAGUCUUCUUCCUUAGUUAUAGUCGUCAGACUGUAUAAUAAUUGUAUAACACCUGAUAUUUAGUGUAUAACCCUCUAUAACCACUGUUGUUGAUCUGGUUCAACUUCUCUUAAUCCCUCUGCCAUCAGGGCUACAUGAUAAUGACAUGAACAGUCAUAACUCUUGGUACAAAGUCAGUUUUGAUAAACUGACACCAGAAGUAGGACUUUUUAUGACAUGUUAUGUCAUGUUUUCAACAGUGUUAUUUAUGUAGGUCUUGUGACAGAGGUUUCUAGUAAAGUGUUUCCAUUGUCUUUAUAAAAUAUAAUGUUAUAAUAAUGUAUAUGCUAUAAUGUAUAUGAUGUAGCUGUUUUUUACAUGAUCAAUCCAGCGCCAUGCCUAUCAGUAGUGAUGACCCUGUACAUACCCUGUCACCUGUUGCCUUGUUGACAGUGUGUGCUGUUGUCAAUCAGGUGGAAAAGUGUUUUUCUGAUUAAAAGGAUGUUGUGGAGGUUUUA